Molecule: messenger RNA, 408 nt
Organism: Copidosoma floridanum
Lineage: Eukaryota; Metazoa; Arthropoda; Insecta; Hymenoptera; Encyrtidae
Source: RefSeq, a predicted model, not a curated record
AUGUUUUCCGAGGGCCGAGAAGAUGUGAACGACGAAGAGCGUGCCGGACGCCCAAGCACGUCAACAACAAACGAAAACAUUGAUGAAGUGAAGAAAAUAGUAUUGGUCAAUCGUCGAAUCACCGUUAGAGAAGUUGCUGAGGACCAUAACAUAUCGAUUGGCUCGUGCCAUUCGAUUUUUACCAAUGAUUUGGGCAUGACACGGGUCGCCGCGAAAUUCGUACCAAAAUUGCUCAAUUUCGACCAAAAACAGCAUCGCAUUAACAUUGCUCAGGAGAUGUUGGACUCUGUCCGCGACGACCCAAAUUUGCUCCAGAGGGUCAUAACUGGUGACGAAUCAUGGGUUUAUGGUUAUGACGUUAUUCACACAAAAUUUGAUACAGAUUCUUUGAUCCAUUUUUUGGAAUAG